CGUGCGUGCUGGUGCUGAUGCAGGCAGACACAAGCAUCAACCGGACAUAAACCACAGGAGGUGUUGUAAAGUAAUGCUUUGACAGAUUGAAGGGCUUCCAGAGACCUGCGCCACUGCUAUGGCGGUGCGCUCUGAGCCGGUGUUUGAAUCCUGGCCUGCAGGCGGCAGUGGCCCUGUGGAAGAGCUGGAUGUAAGAAGUUUCCUGGGUUCCCUGAUGGAGCAGAACAGCACAGAGGAGAGAUGCUACCGCUCUCAUUCCCACAGCAGUGUACUGCAAGGUCUACCCUUUGGAGGAGUCCCCACUGUCCUCGCCAUUAAUGUCGUUGUGUGGCUGUUCCUGCUACUCAUCUUCUCCUGUUUGAGGAAGGCAGCGUGGGACUACGGCCGCUUGGCUCUGCUGGUGGAGAAUGACAGCUUGACAUCACUAUUCUAUGGAGAACAAAGCGAGAAAGAGAAAACCCCUUCAGAAUCCAGUCCAUCUGAUUCAGAGACCAAGGACAUGAGCUUCUGUUCCUGGCUUACAUCUCUGUACCACAUGAAGAAUGAAGAGAUCCGCAGUAAAUGUGGUAUUGAUGCGGUCACGUACCUGUCAUUCCAACGUCACAUAAUUCUGCUCAUGACGGUGGUGUGUCUGCUAUCUCUCACCAUCAUCCUGCCUGUCAACCUCUCUGGGAACCUCCUCGAAGAUAGCCCUCAGAAUUUUGGCCGAACAACAGUGGUGAACGUCCCAGCACACAACACAUUUCUGUGGUUGCACAGUAUCUUUGCUCUGUUGUAUUUUGUGAUCACUGUGCUGUGCAUGGCCCACCACGCCUCACGACUGGAAUACAGGGAGGAUGAAAAGGUGGCCAGAACACUAAUGAUCACUUCUAUUCCCAGAGAAAUCUCUGAUCCCGGCCUGAUCACCAAACAUUUUCAUGAGGCGUACCCCAGCUGUACCGUCACAGACAUCCGGUUCUGCUUUGACAUACAAAAACUGAUGAACCUGGACUCAGAAAGACGGAAAGCCAUGAAAGGAAGGCUGUAUUUCACAACCAAAGCUCAGAAGGAAGGGAGGAUCAUGAUAAAGACGCACCCCUGUGCUCAGAUCUUCUGCUGUGAUAUAUGUGGCUUUGAACAGGUGGAUGCAGAGCAGUACUACAGCGAGCUGGAGGAGAAACUGACAGAUGAGUUUAAUGCAGAGAAAAACCGCAUCUCUAUGAAGAGGCUGGGCAUAGCCUUUGUCACCUUCAGAGAUGAAAGAAUGACUGCAGUUAUUGUAAAAGACUACAGCCGAGCACUCUGCCGCAACAGAUCCCAGCAGUCCAGCAUAACAACAGUAGUGCGCUCGCAUCAGUGGGGGGUUUCUUAUGCCCCUGCUCCCAGUGACAUCAUAUGGGAAAAUCUGUCAGUGUGCGGUUCUCGCUGGUGGCUCCGCUGCGUCCUGCUCAACAUUACGCUCUUCCUCCUGCUCUUCUUUCUCACAACCCCUGCUAUCAUCGUAAACACUAUGGACAAGUUCAACAUCACUCGGCCAGUUGAGAGCCUAAGGAACCCAGUAAUUACCCAGUUCUUCCCCACGCUACUCCUGUGGGCCUUUUCCAUCCUCCUGCCCUUCAUAGUGUACUAUUCAUCAUUCUUUGAGUACCACUGGACUAGGUCCAAUGAGAAUCAGGUCACCAUGCACAAAUGUUUUGUACUGCUCGUCUUCAUGGUUAUUAUUCUACCAUCACUGGGUCUGUCCAGCUUGGAUUUGUUCUUCAGGUGGCUUUUUGACAUUCACUUCCUGGAUGAAACGGAUGUGAAGUUUCAGUGUGUGUUUUUGCCUGAUAAUGGGGCGUUCUUUGUGAAUUAUGUGAUCACGUCUAGUUUGAUAGGAACGGCUUUGGAGCUCUUGCGUAUUCCUGCACUGCUGGUGUAUUCUCUUCGCCUCUGUUUUGCCAAAUCUAAAGCUGAGCGCAUUCACGUGAAAAGGAGUCAGGCCUAUGAGUUUCAAUUUGGUCUUGAAUAUGCGUGGACCAUGUGCAUAUUCGCAGUCAGCAUGACCUACAGCAUCACCUGCCCCAUCAUUGUACCUUUUGGAUUGCUCUACCUUGUUCUGAAGCAUAUGGUAGAUCGCUAUAAUAUCUACUAUGCCUAUAUACCCACAAAGCUCAGCCAGCGGAUCCACUCGGCCGCCAUCAGCCAAGUGGUAGUGGCGCCCAUUCUGUGCAUGUUCUGGUUGAUGUUCUUCUCUGUGCUCAGACUGGGUCUAAUGCAGCCCAUCACUCUGUUUACCUUUGUAACUCUACUGUCCUGUAUUGCCUUCUCCUGCUUUGGCGUAUGUCUCAAAAAACUAAACCCUGACAGAUCAACAAGCUAUCAGAUGUCUGAUCAGUCAACAGAAGAUAUUUUCAGUGAUGCGGAGAGAAGCACUGUUUCCAGCACAACCACAGUUAAUCUUUUUAUAGCAUCUGUCCUGCUGGAGCCCGAGCUGGGUCUGACUCCCAUGCCCUCUCCAGCCCACCAGAGUUACGGCACCAUGGGGAACCGACAGAGUUCGGUGUGUGAUGCUGAAGGGGGUGAGGAGAAAGACCUGGAGGAAACUUUGGAGACUGAACUCAAGGAUGACCCAGAUCCCAUUUGCCCCAGCCCUCUCAUGGACAGCCCCCUCUCCCUGUUCCCAGCCCAAAGCUCAAGUCCCAUGCCUCAUCUAAGCUAAUGGCUGAUACAGACGCACUGUGCUGCAAUGUCUGUCCUGGACAUCCUCCAUUUAUGAGUAAAAGACUAAUUAGGGUCAUCCAAGCUUCAAACUGCUUUAAAAGCUUGUUGAUGGGGAAUUUGCUGAAAUGGGUGGUUUUAGUUCUGAAGACUUGAUGAGCUUUCAAAGAUGUACCACAGCCUCCAUCUGAAGUGGAUAAAAGCAAAGAAAAAGACCAGUUAAUUUCUCUUGCUCGAACUACGCUUUCAACUUUCUCAAUUUUCUCUUGUAUUUUCCUUUCCUGCGUUAUUAAAUUAAUGGGUGUCUGGCAUUAUGGUUGAUUGAAGCUUGGAACAUUGUAUUUUGAAAGAUGUUUCAGUGUAUUUUUUAUGCAUUGUCAUCACAUAGCUCCAUAGAGAGGCAGUGCUCAAGACAUGCAAACCUAAUUGGUUUAUUACUCCUUUUGCUGUUAUUACAGUUUGUGCUUAUUAUUGUCUAUUUUAAGAAAAACUGGUAUUUCAACCAUGGUAUGUAAUUUAGCAUCAUUAUGCCAAGAGGGCAUUGUUUUCAUGUGUUUACUAUUAUUAGAUUAGUCUUGUGGCUAUUAACACUCUCAUCCUUUCUUGCCACUUUUGCAAUGUUUGCCGGAGUCACCCCCCAGUUUCUAUUUUAUUUAUUUUUUCAGUGAAAAUAGCAUUUGUGCUUUGGCUACUGUCAAUUGGCACUACAGUAGAAUUCAAGACAAUGAGGCACUGAUUACAUAAUUUUUUUUUUUCAAGUGAAGUAUAGUCAGUCAGUCUAUGGAGAUGUAAAAAGACAUUUCAAAGUGAAGCUUUUUACUAAAUAAGCUUUUUAUAAAGUCUAAAUUUUAAGAACUCUUAAACCUGCUAAAUGAAUUGAAAAAGAAAAGGGCAGGUGUCAGUUUGUAAGGGAAAAAACAAAUCUUAUUUUGAUAUCCAAUGUAUUAAAGAAUGUUCCGGGUUCAAAAGUUAAGCUCUAUCAACAGCAUAUGUGACAUGCUGUCGAUAACCACAGGAAAUUAUUUUGACUCGUCCAUCAGUUUUAAUGUGCAUUGGAAGUCUGUGGGGCAAGGCUUUCUGGCUUUACAUGGUUAUGACAGGGGUUUAAAAACUGGAUAUAUCUUUGCACAGACAAGGUUAAUAAAUGAUUUUAGCACACUAGUCUCAAGUUAGUGCAUAUAAUGUUUAAGUGUGGUGACUAUACUUUUGAAACAGUGUGUAGCCCAAAGUAUUCGUUUAAACGCAUAUAGGACGUGUGAUGCAAGUCUCGUCAUCAUCAGAUUGGUCAAGCAUUGCAAUGCAUGCAGCCCGAUUUUUCUAACCAUGUGUCUGUGAAUGAGCAGAAUGCUCAUGUGCCUGGAAUUUGCACUAAUUUGUGGGUCCAAAAGGUGGCAAUACUCACAUUUGAGCAGUUGUUGUCACGAAGAUAGAAGAUGUAAUCACCUGUAAACAACAGGAGACAAAGGUGAAAACAACAAUAGUGGAUGUGAACGUCAAGGGCACGUGUGUGAUUUAGGUCUGGAGAUACCUGUAAUUGUAUUACUCAAGUCUAAAGGACUAUAAAGACUAAAUUCCUAAAGAGAAAUAGUCCAUUGUCUUGUACAGUCAUAGCGCAUAUGCGCCAACCGCCUGAGUAUGCGUCAACCAUAGUUUUGGACCCUUGAAGGGCACUUCGCAAAGGGGACGCCACUUGAAAGGCUGUUCCAAACAAAAGAAGGAAAGUAAUUUCUUUCAUAAAGGGCCCUUUCAGAAGACUUUUAGUGAAGGCUACAUUUAAACUGUAAUGACAUGUUCCCUUCAAAGUGCCACAUCAAGAGCUCAGUCUUUCAUAGUGAGUAGGGUAUAGGGAUGAUCACUUUCAAUUGGAAUUCGCCCUUUGAUACACUCACGUUCGAAUGUAUGCAGACGCUGAGCAUUCACAUUAAAAUCGAAGUAUACUUUGGGCGUGUAUCUUAAAAUUUUA
Xyrauchen texanus (razorback sucker) is the source of this 4642-nucleotide messenger RNA. Its product is annotated as calcium permeable stress-gated cation channel 1-like. The transcript is spliced from 23 exons. Gene Ontology annotation, cellular component: plasma membrane. Gene Ontology annotation, molecular function: calcium-activated cation channel activity. NCBI's taxonomy places the organism in Eukaryota, Metazoa, Chordata, Actinopteri, Cypriniformes, Catostomidae. The coding region runs from base 119 to 2680 and encodes 853 amino acids. The record is from RefSeq and is a predicted model, not a curated record.